GCCGAGCUGUCGCUGUCCCGCGUCCAGUUCCUCGUCUUCGACGAGGCCGACCGCCUCUUCGAGCUGGGCUUCGCGGAGCAGCUGCAGAAGAUCCUCGACGGCACGCCCGUCUCCAGGCAGUGCCUGCUCUUCUCCGCCACGCUGCCGUCGCAGCUGGUCUCCUUCUCGCGCGCAGGGGUCAAGAACCCGGUCUUCGUGCGGCUGGAUGUGGAGACGACGCUGAGCGAGUCGCUGGAGCUGUGGUUUCUGUACUGCCGCAAGGACGACAAGCUCGCCGCGGCAGUGUCCACGCUGCGCCGCAUGCACCAGAACGGGAAGUCGACCAUCAUGUUCGUCGCGACCCGCCACCACGUGGAGUUCUUCGGCGAGCUGCUGCAGCGGGUGGGCCUCAGCGUCGCGGUGGUCUACGGCGCGAUGGACCAGUUCGCGCGCGAG
Prorocentrum cordatum is the source of this 435-nucleotide messenger RNA. NCBI's taxonomy places the organism in Eukaryota, Dinophyceae, Prorocentrales, Prorocentraceae. The record is from the annotation of a GenBank genome assembly.